AUGAAAAGAGAUGCAUAUGACAAACGGGGUUUUGAUCCCAUCGACUAUAUGAAAAGAGAUUCAGACGAGAAACGAGGUUUCGAUCCUAUCGACUAUAUGAAGAGGGAUCCAGACGAAAAACGGGGCUUCGAUCCGAUCGACUAUAUGAAAAGAGACCCAGAUAUGUACUAUUUAAAACAUGGGCCUGAUCCAAGUGGCUACAUCAAGAGAAUUGCCUCAUUUUCAAACAGGUUUGGACAUCUUCGAUAUCAUGGACGACCGUGA
This is a messenger RNA of Protopolystoma xenopodis, 264 nucleotides long. Lineage: Eukaryota; Metazoa; Platyhelminthes; Monogenea; Polystomatidea; Polystomatidae. The record is from the annotation of a GenBank genome assembly.